This is a messenger RNA of Mesorhabditis spiculigera, 1158 nucleotides long. The record is from the annotation of a GenBank genome assembly. NCBI's taxonomy places the organism in Eukaryota, Metazoa, Nematoda, Chromadorea, Rhabditida, Rhabditidae.
AUGCUUCUAUUAAAAGUAUUGGACGUGAAGGAGGUGUCGGAAGAGGUGGAUGAAAAAGAGGAGAAAGAAGAGAAAGAAGAGGAAGAGUUGGGAGAGGAUCGAAACGAGUUUGAAGACAUCUGCCCCUUCCCUUGGCAAACCCACGAGCAGAACAUCCUCUCUACUUUUGCGCAAUGCCGAGAGUUCGAGCACGAGGGGGUGAAGUGUACUCCGCAUGAUCCGAUCGAGUGUACAGGGAGGAAUCCGGCAUGCGUUUAUUCGAAGCUCUCCGAAGACUAUCGCUGUUGCUCGGACGUACCCCAGGAUCUGAGUAGUCCUCCCGGAGUACCUGAGCAAGUUAAGCCAAUUUGUCCCUAUGGUGCUACUUCUUACGAUAUACCCUCCGUGUUACUUUGCGAUCCAACGGAAGAAAAAUCGUGUCCCGACGAGUAUGCCUGCGAGCAGGCCGUAAACAGUCAAAUGCUCUCCACCUACAAUAUGCAUUUGUGCUGCAAAUCGACAGCGCUGGAUAGUUUUGAAAAUGUGUUCUACGAAACCAAAGUCGGCAUCAACAAGCUGUCAGCCAAUUUUUCGAUGCCAGUUUUCUAUGUCACUUCACUAUCCCCUUCGCUAGUUCCCCAGGCGCCAGGGGCUGGCAUUGAUUUUAUGACCCUGAAUGAAUACGUAAAAAACCCGACCGGAAACCCGUUGCCCGAAAUCCGAACUGGCGAUCACUUUUCGAUGCUGAACUAUCGCUUCAGGGAACCGGUGACGUUGAAAAAGGUAGCCCUCCUGCGAGACCAGUUCCCAGGGUCGUUCCAUCACGUCUUGUUGCUCUACAACCCUCACGGAAACCCGGAAUCCAUGAACUUUUAUUACAAUCGGCCAUCAACUUUGAGUCGUGAGGUCGACUUAUCCGUACCCCCAUGGGAUGAAGGCGUGUUUUUCAGAAGCAUCAAUCGGGUGAUGACGAUCACCAAUGACAAGGUUUCGACAAAACAAACCAGAAAACUUUACAUAGUUCUGGUUUUCAAAACGAAGCAAAGACUGACGAGACGGCAUCCGCAGACUUGGCAGGAUCUUCACGCAAAUUACACCUCGUUCACGGAAUUCCUAUCGACAGCCACGGGAAAAUUACUUGGCACGCCGGAGGCUGGAUCGUAUUUUUACAUCACAAAG